Molecule: messenger RNA, 4376 nt
Organism: Crotalus tigris (Tiger rattlesnake)
Lineage: Eukaryota; Metazoa; Chordata; Lepidosauria; Squamata; Viperidae
Gene: SCMH1
Product: Scm polycomb group protein homolog 1
Exons: 16
Coding region: 555-2633 (692 amino acids)
Biological process (GO): regulation of DNA-templated transcription
Cellular component (GO): nucleus
Molecular function (GO): protein binding
Source: RefSeq, a predicted model, not a curated record
CUGAAAUCUGUACUUUAAUAAGAUUUGGAUCAAGAUUUAUAACGCUACAAUAAAAAGGAGGGCCCAACUGAAAGGACCCGGCCUUCCCCCGAGCCCUCGCGAACAAUGGCGGGGCAGCCACCCCGGGUCGCUCCUUCCACACGUUCCCGUCCCCGCGCUUCCAAAGUGAGGGAAACGGGGAGACGAGCCCAUCCCACUUCGCCGCUUGGGCCCUUUCGUAGUUCGGCUGCCCCGCCGCGGCCUGGGCCUGGCAUCCCUCCGGCCGGCCUCCCCGGCGCCUCCUCAGGCGGCAGGGGGCGGCGUCGGGCCGGGCAGGCGGCUUCCUUCCCCGUCCCUCCCCUUCCCCACCUCCCUGCGCUUCGGAACAUGGCGGCGGCAGCGACGAUAACGGCGGCGAGGGACUGAAGCAGCCCGGCGCUCGGCCGCAGGAAGUGGGUGUGGCUUCCUCUCCUAAGACUGGCCAUUUGCAAUGUUGCUGAAGGCUGCCUAUCUGUCAUCUUCAGAUUAGUAACCCUAAGUCAGUUGCAGAGUGAGGCCUUGUAUCAGGCAAUAGAAUGCGGAAGCCAAGCCCUCAGAAAGCAAUAGAUUGGAAAGAUGGCAAAAAGCACAAGUAUGGACAUCUGUCUGAGCCCCCUUCUCAAUAUCAAGGUCAUUUUGCCUGGGAUAAAUACUUGAAAGAGACAUGUUCCAUCCCAGCUCCUGCCCAUUGCUUCAAGCAGUCUUAUACCCCGCCUAGCAAUGAAUUCAAGAUCGGCAUGAAGUUAGAAGCCCAAGAUCCCAGAAACACCACAUCAACUUGUAUCGCCACUGUGGUGGGGCUGACAGGUGCCCGUCUCCGAUUACGCCUUGAUGGCAGCGACAACAAGAAUGACUUCUGGCGUCUGAUAGAUUCUGCAGAAAUCCAGCCCAUUGGCAACUGUGAAAAAAAUGGCGGGAUGCUCCAGCCUCCUUUAGGUUUUCGUCUGAAUGCUUCCUCUUGGCCUAUGUUUCUUCUGAAGACUCUGAAUGGAGCAGAAAUGGCUCCCAUUCGAAUUUUCCAUAAGGAGCCACCGUCUCCAUCCCAGAAUUUCUUUAAGAUGGGGAUGAAACUUGAGGCUGUAGACAGGAAGAACCCGCAUUUCAUCUGCCCAGCCACUAUUGGUGAGGUACGGGGUUCUGAAGUCCUUAUCACUUUUGAUGGCUGGAGGGGAGCCUUUGAUUACUGGUGCCGCUAUGAUUCUCGUGACAUCUUUCCUGUUGGCUGGUGCUCAUUGACUGGUGACAAUUUACAGCCCCCUGGAACAAAAGUCAUUCCAAAGAUCCCAUUCCCUGCCCCUGAUGUGAUUUCUGAAAAAAGCACCAUACACAACAGCACAAAGAGUAUCCUGGAACAUCCGCCUGGACAAAGAGGACGCAAACCUGGUCGUAAAAGAGGCCGGACACCCAAGGUGCUGACCAGCCAUCCCAACCCCAACCUUUCCAAGGCAGUGGAGCCUUUAAAAUUCCCCAAAAAGAGGGGGCCAAAGCCUGGUGGAAAGAGAAAGCCGCGAACGUUACUAAAUCCAGCACCCACUUCCCCUACAACUAGCACUCCUGAGCCUGACACAAGUACGGUACCACAAGAUGCAGCUACUAUUCCCAGUUCUGCUAUGCAGGCCCCUACAGUUUGCAUCUACUUGAAUAAAAACUGUAGCCCUGGGCCUCAUCUGGACAAAAAGAAAAUCCAGCAAUUGCCUGACCAUUUUGGUCCAGCUCGAGCGUCCGUAGUCCUGCAGCAAGCAGUCCAAGCUUGCAUUGAUUGUGCUUACCACCAGAAAACUGUCUUCUCAUUUCUUAAACAAGGCCAUGGAGGAGAGAUUAUUUCAGCUGUGUUUGAUCAUGAGCAGCACACUCUAAACUUACCAGCAGUGAAUAGCAUUACUUACGUCCUCCGUUUCCUUGAGAAACUGUGCCACAACCUGCGAAGUGACAACCUCUUUGGGAACCAGCCCUUCACUCAGCACCAUAUGCAUCAUUCCAGAGAAUAUGACCAUGACAAAUACCUGCCAGACAGGAGUGUUUCGUUACAUGGCUCUCUGCAGGGACCAGGCCGGGGUACAAAGAGGUAUUCCCAAGAUUUCCCUCCAUAUAGUGCUCCUCUGUCCCCCAAGUUACCAAAGAAUGACCAUCACCCUUUGGAAGGUGAAACCUUUGUCUUGAAUGACAGUCUCCCUGCUCCUCUGGAGCCUCGCUUGGACCCGAUCGACUCAGCCUUGAAUGCCGUUAGCGUGUCUAGUCCCAUCCGGAACUCAAGGGACUUCCGACUUCAGGGAUACCGACACCUUCAUCAGCCCUCCAGCCUCACUCAGUGCAGCGCCCCUGCUGGGCAUAGACUGGGUGCUGGGGGCUCUGACAGAUACCUGAGUUCUCGAGACACUUCACGAUUGGGUACCCGGGAUCCCUCGGCCUGGACAGUAGAAGAUGUCAUGCAGUUUGUAAGAGACGCUGACCCCCAGCUGGGACCCCAUGCAGAUCUCUUCCGGAAACAUGAGAUUGAUGGCAAGGCCUUACUCUUGUUGCGUAAUGACAUGAUGAUGAAGUACAUGGGCUUGAAACUGGGGCCGGCGCUGAAACUCACCUACCACAUUGAUAAGUUGAAACAGGGCAAGUUCUGAAAAAGACUCCUCUUGGCACAAUCACGGCCCUCUCAGCUCUCCAUGAGGGCACGUAACACGUGUCUCCCUUCUGCAGCCACCGCGUCACAGAAUUACUAGGACAUCUUUCUUAACCAGUGAAAGAAAGGUGGCUUCCUGCAGGAGGAAGGUCCUAGGCAUCAGGAACCAUUGUAUGAAGCUUCAGACGGAUUCUCACAAAGGGAGAAGUUUCUUCAGCUCUCCGCUGGUGGCAUCUGGGACCAUACCUGACCGAGGCGAUGAUGCCUCCUGUGUGUGGAGCUGUGGCAGGGCCACCUUUGCAUUAGACUCAGCUGUUUGGUCCUUCCUUUUUUAAUCACAGCAUCUUCUUUUGCGGCUCUCUUUGAGAAGCCUCUUCAUGCAAUAGGAAGAAGACGUCAAGAGGUUACUCUUCUGUGCCAUACAGAAGAAACAGAUUAGAAGAAGCCAGCCGAGGGCUGUUGCUCUCCAGAUGAUGCACUCCCUUGGGUGCGGGGUGGGGUGUGAGUUUUGGCAGGAGCCCUAUCCAGUGAGCUGUACUACCUGCCUGCAGAUCACUAGGUGCUGUUAAUCUCUUCCUGUAUUGAGGACUCAAGCUGGCUUUGUUCCCCACACACUCACAUUGCUGGCUGAUAAGCAGACAAUUCUUAAUAUUUAUUUCGACACAAGCAGAGGCUCUGUGUUUGUGUUAUUUACCAUUCCAGCACUACAAGUGAGCCAGGAGGAUGGGGGGCAUGUGGUCUUAUACUGAAGUGGCACAGGGCACACAAUUAAGCAACCUCCUGCCCUCAAGCUUGAACGUUUUCUACUUGUCCUUGAGAUGGCAACCAUUUUAACUUUUCCCCUGGGCAAUUGCACGUCUCCACUUCUACAGUGGUACCACUUAAUAUACCUUCCACUUCACCCUGGCAGACCUUCCUUGAUAGCUACCUGACAGGCACAUGGGAUAGCAAAGAGAUGCUGAAAUAGGUUCCUUUUUCAUAUUUCUCCACCAAUUCCAGUAGGGAAACCGGAAUCAUUUUACGUGUAUGCUGGAAAAUAAUUAAUGUAUUUAUUUUUAUGGCACUUGAGAGGUUGGCCCCAUUGUCCUGUAGUUAGAGAGGUUUUGCUGCUGGCAAAUGAGAAGAAGAGGAAGAGGAGGUCAUAACCUGGUGCCCCAACAUUCUGCUUUUCUCUAGGUUCUCCACUGAAAUGUGCUUUGUGUCUGGAAAGCAAGCGUGUAAUGCUUUUUUCAUUCCUCCAGAAUAACCGUAGCAGUUUGCCCUUUGGGAUGCACACAAGUGAAUGCUGAGACUCAGUUGCCCAUCGCUGUUCGCCUGCCCUGAUUCCUGAACUGGGAGAUGGGGUAGGCAAAGGUACAGGCCUUUCGUACCAUUUUUUUCUGCCAAAUUACACACGCCGCUGCUCCUUCCUCUGGUUGCUUCUUUCUCUCCCAGACAAGGGCCAGAAGACAAGGCAAGAGAGCCUCUAAAACAAAGAAUGAAAAUUCACAGGCAAUAAACCAGUUCCAGAAAGGAGGAUCGAACAAUGACUGCAAUAUGCUGGAAUGGUGUGACUCGGCCACCGUCUUGGUUGUCCAGUUUAGCCCCUUGGGGCAGGCCACCCGUUUCUGCUAUUACUGCCUGGUUGCAGAAUAUCACUUCUGUAAGCACUGCCUACAGCAGGUAGCAGGAAGAAUCCUGCCAAUGUUCUCUUCUGCACUUACUCUUGAUGAUUUUGUUUAUAAAUAAAAUUUUUUAAAAAGGA